AUGCACCACUCUCAGAGCCUCCUAUGCCUGCUGACUGCCUGCUGGCAGUCUGCCAGAGUAUUGGCAUUGCCGGCGCCGCAGAUUGGAUCGUAUGGUGAAACCACAGGUGCGGUCGGCGGUGUCACACCCCCCAUCCCGACCGCCACGGCGCCCAGCGGCUCCCUCCGCGGAGACUCCAGCCUGUUGGGAGGCAACGCGCCGUUGCCCGACCCUGACAAGUCCGACUCGGCGGUCGUGUCCAAUCCGCAGCUUGUCACCGGCCAAGAGGCCGACGCCAAGCUCGGUCUCUACCUGGACUUUGACAGUGCUAAUCCCCCUCAGCCGAUCCGCGGUGCCAACGGGAACACGGAUCCCGGACCCCGCACCUUUGAGUAUGAGAAGCUCAAUCCGGACCUCUUCGCCCCGCCGGGAACGGACACGGGCGACAUGCCCAACCUCAUGUGGCCCAUGGGCCUGUCGCACAACCGGCCCGGCACUGGCAAGAACUCGGGCUGGGCGAGACAGCAGAACACGGAAGUGCUGCCCGCAGCCAAGGCCAUGGCAGGCGUUGACAUGCGUCUGGCUCCCAACGCGUACCGGGAACUACACUGGCACACCGCGGGCGAGUGGGCCUUGAUGUUGAAGGGCUGCGUGCGUGUUGCUGCCAUUGACGACGAAGGAAGAAGCUUCGUUGACGAUGUCUGCGCCGGCGACGUCUGGUUCUUCCCCGCCGGCAUCCCGCACAGCAUCCAGGCUUUCGACGAGGGCGCCGAGUUCCUGCUCGUGUUCGACAACGGCGACUUCUCCGAAGACGGCACCUUCCUGGUGACCGAGCUGUUUCUGCGCAACCCCGUUGAAGUGCUCAGCAAGGACUUCCGAGCCCCCGUCGACGCCUUCAACAACCUGCCGAAAGACCAGCUCUACAUCUUCAACGGGACGCCCGCGCCCAAGGACAUCUCGGAGCAGAACACCACGUCGUCGGCGGGCGCCAUAACCGGGAACGGCUCGCUGACCUACCACUGGUCUCAGCAGAGACCCUACACCGUGCCGGGGGGCUCCGUGAAGAUUCUGGAUCCGCUCACCUUCCCGGCCGCCAAGAUGUUUUCGGCCGCCCUGGUUGUCGUGCAGCCCGGGGCUCUCCGGGAGAUCCACUGGCACACGACCUCGGACGAGUGGAACUUCUUCCUGCAGGGGUCCGGACGCAUUACCGUGUACGGAGCGCCCGCCUCGUCCCGCACAUACGACUUCACCGCCGGCGACGUGGGCUACGUGCCCGUGGCCUGCGGUCACUACAUUGAAAACACGGGCACCGAGGACCUGAUCUUCCUCGAAGUCCUCCAGGCACCGAAAUUCACCGACAUCAGCGUCGCCCAGUGGCUCGCCCUGACGCCCAAACAGGUCGUGAAGGACCACCUUAACCUCCCCGACUCUGUCGUCGACGCGCUGCCCAAGGAAAAGCCCCUCAUCUUGCCUGGAAACACGAACUCUACGGCGCUGGCCGGGAACGGCACAGCGUUCUGA
Thermothielavioides terrestris NRRL 8126 is the source of this 1500-nucleotide messenger RNA. RefSeq lists its product as uncharacterized. The transcript is spliced from 5 exons. Gene Ontology annotation, biological process: oxalate metabolic process. The record is from RefSeq and is a predicted model, not a curated record. NCBI's taxonomy places the organism in Eukaryota, Fungi, Ascomycota, Sordariomycetes, Sordariales, Chaetomiaceae. The coding region runs from base 1 to 1500 and encodes 499 amino acids.